Molecule: messenger RNA, 846 nt
Organism: Didymodactylos carnosus
Lineage: Eukaryota; Metazoa; Rotifera; Eurotatoria; Philodinida; Philodinidae
Source: the annotation of a GenBank genome assembly
AUGUUUCGAACCCCUAUCUGGUAUAGGAAAAGUGUGUCGGUUGAAGCAAAAGUCAAAAUAUUUCGAACACUACUGCCCGUUUUGUUGCAUGGAAGUGAGACAUGGGCACUCACAGUAAAUAAAGAAAGACGCCUACAAACAUUCUAUAUGGGAUGUCUAAGAACACUACUUGACGCUACAUUAGGCGAUCGAAUGCCGAACGAUCUGGUAUUAGAAUUAACUGGUCAACCAAGUCUGGAUAACAUCAUGAGAAGAAAUAGGUUGAGAUGGUUUGGGCACUUCCCUAUAUCAAUUAAUUUGUUAAAGAAAGAAAAGAAAAAAAGUUUUAUUGCUAAUCUAAUUAAGAAAGGAGAAAGUAUAACAAAACGCAAAGCAAGAGCAACCCCUCCGCCAGAUGUCGGCUUCUCAAACAUGGCUUGCACACAUCGUCCUGCCGCACUCAAAGAAAAAGGCGAUUGUCGUGGCAAAAAAGAAUUAAUUCCAGCUGAAUCGUACGUCGCCAAGAAAGCCUAUCACUGUCCAGAAUUGCCAGCUGCCAAGGAACUGGGACCAAAAACUGCUGUCAUUGAAGUUAAAGUAGGAAACGUUGUUGUCACCGAGUUUCUUGGACAAGGAUGGAAGAAAUUUGAUGAUUCGAAUUCGAAAAAAGUCACGAGUGAACAGUUGCAACAACUUAUUCAUGCAACGUUGGUCGCUCUACGGAAAUUGUGGGUAGCAAAUAUUGUUCAUCUGGAUGGAGGUCGAAAUAACUUGCUGUAUGAUGCUAGUAAUCAAGUGAAGUUUGUGGAUUUUGAAUGGAUUCGGUUGGCACAGCCUCCGAAAGAGGUAUGUGGAGAAAGACAGUAG